Molecule: messenger RNA, 2752 nt
Organism: Penaeus monodon (black tiger shrimp)
Lineage: Eukaryota; Metazoa; Arthropoda; Malacostraca; Decapoda; Penaeidae
Gene: Nnp-1
Product: ribosomal RNA processing protein 1 homolog A-like
Exons: 9
Coding region: 48-2477 (809 amino acids)
Biological process (GO): rRNA processing
Cellular component (GO): preribosome, large subunit precursor; preribosome, small subunit precursor; nucleus
Source: RefSeq, a predicted model, not a curated record
CACGCCCUCACACACCGACACGGGAGAGAGGAGUCCAGCGUGAGAAGAUGCAGGAAUCUUUAUUCGCCCAAAAACUCGCCGACAAUGAUAAGAAAAAUAGAGAUAAAGCCAUUAAAACGCUUAGGAAAUAUUUCUCUGCGAAAUCUACCACGAAAAGAAGGGGUUUCUCUCAUGAUGAGAUGAUGAAAAUAUGGAAAGGUCUAUUCUACUGUAUGUAUAUGGCAGACAAACCACUCGUUCAGGAGGACCUGGCAGAAAGUAUAAGUGCAUUGAUACACAGGCUUGGAAAUGUAGAGGACCGCCAUAAUUUUGCAAAGUGUGCAUUCCUAACACUGGCCCGUGAGUGGAAUAAUAUUGACAUAUUCCGUAUGGAUAAAUUUAUGAUGUUUGUAAGACGAAUCCUGAGACAAAUAUUGGUGCAACUUAGUUUAUGCAACUGGAAUGUAAACCGUGUCUCAGAGAUCUCAAAUAUCAUUGGGACAACAGUUCUUGUGCCAGAUGACCAUAAACACAUCACACCUCUAGGGCUGAAAUUGCAUCUAUCAGACAUCAUCUUGGAGGAGCUAGCCAAGAUAGGUCGUGAAGAUAUCAAAAAUAAGGCUUUGCUUGAAUUUUUAAAACCUUUUAUAAAGGUCUUAGCCCUGACAAAGGAUAAACGUUACUUUGAGAGGGUGUCAGAAAGAAUCAUCCGCCAGCUUAUGCGUCAGAGUGAUGAAGGAAUAGAAUAUGAAGCAAGUGAUGAUGAAGAUGCUGAUGAAGAUAGUGAAACAGGGUAUGAAAGUGACCUGGCAGAGAAGGAGAAUGACGAAGAAGAGAGAGAAGAUGAGGGCCAGAUGGAAGAGGAAGAAGAUGAGCCAGAUGAGGAUGAGGAUGAGGACGAAGUGCUCGACCCAAGGGCAGGGGACGUGGAUGUGCUUCUGCCACAGCUCCAGGUUGACUUUGACUCCUUAGCUGAUGCCAUCCAGAGCGUGGCAAGUGUCCCAAACGUUAGUGCAAGCAACCGUGACAAAAUGUACAAACUGGUGAAUGAGCUUCGAGACUUGGCUCAGGGCUUUUAUCCUUUGGCUGAUAAUUUCCCUAUGGUUGACAAAAAUGGUGACAUUGAAGGCAUCUCUGAACAUCAGAUUGAUGAAGCUGUUGAAAGGAUGAGGAACUAUGAUGGGGAUGGACAUGACCCACUAUUUGACAAAAAAGAAGCUAGAUUAAACCGUUUAAAGGAACGAAGACGCAAGAUAAGGAAGUUGAAGAAAGAAGCGGAAAAGAAGAGAAAAAAAAUUCUUAAGAAAAAGCUGAACAGCAUAAUGGAAGGAAAGGAAAAUAAAAAGCAUCUGGACAAUAAUCGCAUUAUGCUUGAAGCCAGGAAGCAGCAGAUCAUUGAAAAGAAAUUAGAAAGACUAACUACAUCAUCAAAAAAACAAAAGAAGAGCAGUCCACUUUUGGUAAAUGGGUUAGACAUCGAGGUAAACAAUAAAAGAAAGGCAAAAAUUCAUGGGGGGUUCCAGGUUUCAGAGCUGCCAUCUGCCCAGAAAUCAGUUAAGUCAUUAAAGUCCAGCGGAGACGUGGAGACGCUAAACAGCAAGCGAAAAGGCAAGAAACGGAAAGGGGAGUUUGCAGAGCAGGUGAUAAAGACAAAGAAGAUGGCAUUCCAAGUUUCUGACAUUUCCACUUCACCAGGAAAGGCUGACACAAAAUGUCAAACACAGUUUGAAGUUACAGAUAUCUCCCCCAAAAUGGACUUGACGAAUUUAAGAAAUGCAGACAAGAAUAACUCCAAGCUUGUGGCUGUUGCUCCUCUGGUCCCAAACAUAACAACUGAACCAGAACUGAAUGGGAUAGCAAGACCAAAGAAGAAUGAGCUGCAAGAAUCUACAAAGAAGACCAAGGUACAGCAUUUAGGGAAACUGAGUGGGAAGGGCAAGGCAGUAUCACAAGCAAAAGCGCCUAUGCAAAAUGGUGCAGUUUCCAUCAAAGCUACAGGAACUUUGAAGGCAGGUGAGGGGAAAGAUGAAGGGGAGAAAGGAGAAAAGCAAAUACCCACAUCGAAUACCACAGAUGAUGGGAAAAAGAAGGGCUCUUCAAUGAAGUCUGCCAAAAAGGCAAAGAAGUCAGCCUGGGAUGAACCUUUGAAAGAGGGAGAAGUUGAAGUCUUCAUCAAGAGCCGAAAGGAAAUUGCCAAAACAAAGAAAAACAAAAGUAAGAUGAUCAGGCUUGGUGGUCUAGAGAGCCCUCACAACUUUGGCGAAAAGAGCAUCAAAAUCAACCUAAGGCACAACCAGGAGCACGAGUACAGUGAUUAUGCCCGCACCUUAAAGGACAGCCCUAAUAUACCCUACAACGCCAACAAGUUACCCAAAGCUCCUGUCCUGAAGCCUUCGCCCUCGCCUAUUCUCAUCAAGAAAUCUGCUGCCAAGACACUGAAAUCCAUUGCUUCAUUGACAACUCCCACAAAAAGGCAAAAAGCGCAAGACUUUUUCUAGCCAAGUGGAGAUUGGCAUGACAUGAAUUUAGCAGAAUGUUGUUUUUUUCUAUUUUCAAUAUAGAAUUACUUUUUUUUACAAGGGGAGUAGUUGUUUUUAUAAUUAUAAUUGUAUUUUCAUUAUUCUUUUUUUUUUUAAUGCUGGAAUCCAGUUUUGUUGCAAAUUAGAAAUUGUAUGUAUGUACUUGUCAGUAAAUGAAAAAAAAAUUGUUAUAAAUAGUAAGAAACUAUUUAAUAAUUGUAUAAUUUUUCAAAAUGAAUAAAACAAGAAAUUAA